This is a messenger RNA of Drosophila eugracilis, 1536 nucleotides long. Its product is annotated as prolyl 4-hydroxylase subunit alpha-2. Gene Ontology annotation, cellular component: endoplasmic reticulum. Gene Ontology annotation, biological process: peptidyl-proline hydroxylation to 4-hydroxy-L-proline. Bases 1 to 1536 code for a protein of 511 amino acids. The record is from RefSeq and is a predicted model, not a curated record. NCBI's taxonomy places the organism in Eukaryota, Metazoa, Arthropoda, Insecta, Diptera, Drosophilidae. The transcript has 9 exons. Gene Ontology annotation, molecular function: L-ascorbic acid binding; iron ion binding; protein binding.
AUGUCGAAACUUAACACUACAUUUUUCCCAGUCUGCCUCUUAGUCUUAGCUGCGAGUCUUGCCAAAACCUAUGUGGUCGAAAAUAACUAUGCCACAUCGAUAUACGACAUGGGAAAACUAGUCUCCUACGAACUGUACCUAUUGAAUACUUUAGAGAAAUUUUCUGAAAAACUCCAGCAGAGAGUGGACACAAUAGAACACUAUUUGCAAAUGAUGGAGUACGAAGAGAGCGGGCAGCUUCCAACACAUCCCAUAGAUUCUUUUCGGGUCGUACGUCGCCUGUACUCGGACUACGCCAAUUGGGUGUGGUACUUAGAACAGCAGCCGUGGGAGGCUUAUGUCCUGAAUAUAACUGCUAUUGCUGCAAAAAUGCCAACGACCAAGGAUAUGGGGGAGGCCACUAGAGGCUUGGAACUCAUACAGAGUGUGUACUCCAUUUCGACUCGUAACAUGGCUCAAGGAGUUUUCCGGGAAGUUCAUUCCAACAUUUCUCUUAAUGCAAUGGAGUGUUAUACCAUAGCCAAGGACAUGGUCAAGUAUAAGAAUUUAACCCGUGCCAUGGAGUGGCUGAAUGUUGGUGUGGAGAAGUACAUGGAGGAUGAGCAAAACGAGGAAAACUAUUUGUAUACCCAACUGGGAGUAACUUUGGUCAGUUUCCAUGAACUUCUAGUGGAGAUUAAAGAAGGACUUGGUUCGAGAACUUCGGCCUUGGCUGAGUUGGAAGCCGCCAUUGGGACUUGGUCGGAGAAGGUUAGCUUAAGACGAACCUAUGCUCGCCUCGCAAUGAACAUAAGAAUCGGCAAGGAACCGCCCCUAAAGGAAGAGCAACCACAAGGUGUCUACGAGCAAUGCUGCUCUGUAGAGUGUCGACCUAUCGGAAAACUCGUUUGCUUGUACAACACCACCGCCUCGCCUUUCCUCCGAUUGGCGCCUCUUAAAAUGGAACUUCUUUCCCUCGAUCCCUACAUGGUGCUCUACCACGAUGUGCUUUCCGAAAGAGACAUCAUUGGCAUUAAGAACCUGGCACAGGGCAGUCUGGUCCCAGCCCUUACAAUUUCUUCAAACAUAUCCUUGCAAGAACGCCCCGCUCGCACCACCAAUGGCGCAUGGAUAAAGCAGACGGACGGAGUUAUGCUGAGAAUGACCCAACUUACACAGGACAUGACCAAUUUCGACCUCCAUGAUUCGGAAAUUUUCCAGGUUAUGAACUAUGGAAUUGGCGGUUACUACGCCAUCCAUUACGACUUCUUUGGCUACUCUUUGCAGACUGACUUUUCUGAUCGCAUUUCGACAGCCCUAUUUUAUUUAAGCGACGUGACUCUUGGAGGAGCCACAGUGUUUCCCAGUCUCAGACUGUCAGUCUUCCCGAAGAAGGGCUCAGCACUUUUGUGGUACAAUCUCGACCACAAGGGUGAUGGCGAUGUAAGGACCUUGCACUCAGCUUGCCCCACCGUAGUGGGUUCCAGAUGGGUCAUGACCAAGUGGAUAAGGGAAUGGCGGCAACUUUUUAAGAGGCCAUGCUUGAAGAACAUUUGA